Molecule: messenger RNA, 1509 nt
Organism: Trematosphaeria pertusa
Lineage: Eukaryota; Fungi; Ascomycota; Dothideomycetes; Pleosporales; Trematosphaeriaceae
Exons: 3
Coding region: 1-1509 (502 amino acids)
Source: RefSeq, a predicted model, not a curated record
AUGGCUUUGACCUUGAAGAGCUCCAACGGGAUGGACGGGCCUGCCCAACUUGUUGUGGCCCAGCCCAUCGAGCCCUCCCAAGACUUAGACGAGCUCAUAAAAUUCCGCGACAUCUUUGACGAGAACAUGCCGUCGUCCAGGAAGCCGAUCAGGCAUGAUUCGACAUCGGUGCUCUUGCUCUCGUGGGACUGUGAGGAGGAAGGGUUCACGGACUUCGAUGUUCGUGAAGAGGUCGGGCAGCUUGAGGAUGUCUUCCGAAACGAUUACGGCUUUAACGUCGAGAGACAAGUCAUCAAGAACGGUGCGAGCCCUCAACUCCAGAUGCAAAUGUACCUGGCCACUUUCGUCCUCCAGCACGGCAAGAACCACGCGCUGCUCAUUGUGUACUAUGCCGGCCACGGUUGGCAUAGUAGCGAUAGAGAGAGGAGCCGUGACUUGGGUAGGCCGGGCUUCGAUCUUCACCCGAGGCAGCUAGAAUUCCGUGAGGAGCCGAACCCUGACAACCUUGUGAUGUGGGAAGUAGCUGAAGCCACUCUCUACCAAGUCAAGUGCGAUGUUUUGGUCAUCUUUGACUGCUGCGACGCUGGCUCUCUUCAAUUCCGAUCUGCUUCUCGCGCUUUUGAGUACCUCGGAGCCUGCGACAAAGGAAAAUAUACGCACCGACAGUCCGAGAGGUCGUUCACGUCAGGCAUGACAUGGGCACUGAAGAAAUUGCGAUCAGAGCCUUUCUUCACUACCGCGACUUUACGCGACAAGAUAAAGGAGUGGAAGCACUUCCCUUCAGGACAACAACCAGUCCUGUUCGCGCGGUUCGACUUGCCCGAACACAUCUGGAUCUCGAGUAUGCGGAAGGAUGUAACGCCAACACCGAAGCGACGGCGGUCUAGCACAGCCCCGGAAUCUCCAGAGCUCAGGGACGAGAAUUGCGACUUUGUGGAUUUUCGCGUCUUCUUCAAUAAGCACUUAACCAGUGAGGACGCGAAGCUUGUUGCGAACUUGAUGAGCCCAGUAGUGAACAGCAGGAAGCCGCCCCUCAAUGCGAGGCAUGUUUCAGUCUUGAACAAGAGCACCUGCCAGUCUCGGAGAACGUUGGGGGCGCACUGGCGCAGAGCCAAGAGGCUUGUGCUCGCGCAAAGAUUUGUGAAGCAGCUCAGUCAAGACGAGGGCAUCGAUGACUCAGGGCCGAGAAAGAGACCGAGAGACUCAUUCGAGGGCGACGAUGAGGAGGCCUUUCCAGGCGGUGGAAUAAUAGACAUGGUCCAACGUCCAGUGACACCCAUAAGCGAAGCUCGCGAUUCCGGUACGGAAGCGCCGCCCACGUUACGCAUCGAAACGGGUAUACAAUCACCACCGAAAAAACGAGUACGACAUGAUCCUGUCGACGUUGGCGAAGCCUUGAUAAGGGAUUUGGAGAGUCUGGAACAGAAUGCUCGCCUUAGGCCAGACUUGCACGGAGUCCUGCUGCCACGUAUUCGGACGAUGAAAGCUGCGCUUCAAGAAAGUGAGUAG